Molecule: messenger RNA, 684 nt
Organism: Penicillium macrosclerotiorum
Lineage: Eukaryota; Fungi; Ascomycota; Eurotiomycetes; Eurotiales; Aspergillaceae
Exons: 2
Coding region: 1-684 (227 amino acids)
Source: RefSeq, a predicted model, not a curated record
AUGUCCGUCAUUGAGAUAAGUUGCAUGGGUGUUCGGCCCUCCCUGGACAUCAUGGACGAAAGUACCCGUGAAGGCCAGAUCUUGAGGAAAGUAUGGGAUACGGUGACGACCGACCCCGGUGGCCCGCAUCGAGUGUAUUGGGGUCUGGAGAACGAUGAGUCGUCCAAAUUAUGGACCUUCUUCGACUGGGACUCUAUUGAAGACCACGAGCAUUAUGCAAAGAUGCUUGGCCCUGCGGCCGUGAAGGAUUUGCCAACUAUCUUGAACCGGGGUUUCUUCACAAAGCAUAUUACCGUGGCGCCGUCUCCGCCUAGUGCGCUUCGGUCUCCGAUGACGGACAUUAUACGGGCGUACUUCGCUUGUGAUAUCGCGAUCACCGACAAGGAUCUCGCUGCAGCGCAGAUACGGCUAUUUUUAGAGGAUAAGCUGCGACAUUGCCCCACCGCCGAAGGGUUGAGUUGUGGGUGGAGCGUGGAGAACGAUUUGCCCGUAUUGGGAGGGCCAGAAGGACAGACAGGGUCGAUGCUGAUUGCGUUUAUUGGCUGGCGGAGCGUCGCUGCGAACAAGCAGUUCUGGGCGGAUGAAGGGCUGCAGGAACUGGAGAGCUUGUUCCAGGGCAUGGAAGGAAUGAUUCAAUGGGUAAAGUUUCAUAUCCAUUGUCGCAGCCUCGCUCGCGAUUUAUAG